AGAGAGUUCUAACCGACGUAGAAAAAAGAGGCACAAGGGCCGACUAAAUAGAUCUUGUGUCGUCGUGUAUUUUAUUUUGGCACGGCAUUGAGUUUCUCCUUUUCCUUGGUGAAAAUCGGCUGACGAGUGACGUCUUGUCCAAGUUUUGAUUCUCUACUGGCGUUUUAAUAGGAACCCAUUUUAAUCGUUUCGUUCAAAGGUGGUUAAAAAGGAUUGUCUGCGCGAAAAAUUCAACACCGCAGCAAGGCGGAGUGACAUGACCUGUAGCAUCUAUUACACUAGAGACGGAGAAACGGAGAGAAAUACGUUUUUCUCUCCACAGUGAAGGCCUGUGUAGUCAGGAAACGAUCUGGAAAAAAGUUGUGAUGAGGCCUCAAAUGGCUUCCAGUGUCCAUUUGGAUGGAACUUGUAAUCUUCGGGAUUCGUUGGAAAAGCUGAGACUGACAGUGGCGCAGUUUGAGUAGUGAGAGGGUUCACAAGUUUUCGUUAACUCGUCGACACAUAUAUAUAUAUAAGUCCCCCAUUUGCUUAUUGUGGUGUUUGUGUAUAUACAUAUGCCCCGUAGUAGAUACUACUACUGAGACUCAACACACAUCAACGUUGUUUGUGUAGCCAUUUCGUCAUCAGUUUUCGGGAUACAUAUUCUUGGAGAUCAUACUACACAGUGUGUGUGUGUGUGUGUGUGUGUAGUUAUAUUCACUCCACUUUACCCCUCCUCCUCCCCUUCCUCCAUUGUGUGUGUGUGUGUGUGAUUUCUGACAUCUCGCGACAGCGUCUCGGAUUUGUGGUGGCUCGGCCGAGAGACUUGCACACAUUUCUCAUUGGUUACGUACGUGCACGUACGGGGUGGAAAAUGUGCACUACCAGCCCUAUCGAUUGGACAGAUCUUCAUGUGGGCCAGUUGAUUCGCCAUUUAAAUAUCUAAACAACAGACACAAGUCACCCUCUGAAAAUAAAAAGCCUUUGUAAACUUGUGGCGGACGACGAAAGAGGAAGAAAAACAGUUUCAAUCUUCUCAACAUACUCGACGCCCGAGUGUGUUACCUCUUCAUUGUUCGACUUCAUUCGACAUUAACCUCCCAGAAUAUUCCCGUUCUUUCUAUUUUUCCGGUGUUGACCUCAUCUUAUCACUCAUGAUCUUGACUCUACAAUGUCUUAUAAUUUGAGCAGUCGCGAUGCCGGUGAUCGAUCACGUGAUCGUGAACUCCAGGCCAGGGCCAGGGCCCAAAUGUCAUCAAUGCUGGCCGAGCCGAAGGAAUCGUACAUGCCCGUCUUUGACGCACCCGUCCGCCUCCGGCCAUCAUCAGACGAUCGGACGCACCAGAUGAUUGUCAAGACGCUUGGCCGAUACGCUCCUUCGAUCAUAGAAGAUUCCAAGUAUUUAAUUGGAGUGUACCAGGAGCCAGCUACACCACUACCGUGUCGGGAGCACCAUGACCCACCCGACACACCGCCACCGCCGUCGAGCAGUAGCAGUAGUAGUAGCCGGCCAGAAUUCGCCACUCCUACCAAGCCGGCCCCGUCCUCGGGUCUGGGUCAGGGCCACUCUCACCAACGGCUCCCUUCAUCGGGCGGCAGUCUAAUGAAGCCUCCGUCUCAUGCUGCACCGCAUAUCGCUCCUCAAAGGAAUUCGGCUCCGCCGAGCCGAUCCAGCAGCAGUAGUAGUAAUAGUACGGGUCUACACAAGGCUCCCGGACCAGGGCCUGGUGGAGGAUAUCACAGCGGUGCAUCAUCAUCGUCGUCGUCGUCAUCAUCUUCGUCUUCGUCCUCAUCGUCAUCAUCCUCGUCCAUGUCUACCUCCUCAUCGCAGAGGCAGCGUCAGCCAACUAACAACAUGCGGCCUCAACCACCAAAGUUGAACUUCAACAAUCCUCUCCCUCCAUCCUCAACACCGGAAAGGAUUGGUCAUCCAGAUAUUCACGACAUCCUCAAAGAGAUGAAAUCGGCAGCUGUGACGCCGCUAACGGCCAUCGCUGCCACUCCGCGGAAGGAAGUGGAGCACUUUGAUUUUGGUCAUCCUCAUCCACCUCCGAAGCGGAUGCCUUCCAACAGCGGGCUGAUGGAUGAUUUAAGUAUCUCAGACAGCGACCAGGACUCUGAGUCGGAAUCCUCCAUCAAGAUCUCGGCCGCCGCCACCACCUCUACUGCCCCAGUUCUUAGCCCACUGCCUUCCAGUCCCAUGGAACCGAUGAACAGUCCGCCAAGGCCUCGUUCGCCACCUUCUGGUCUUGCUACAGCCGCUGCUAGUGAGGCUGAUGACUCAGAAGAUGAUUCUAGCUCAGAAUCGGAUGGUUCCAGCUCGGAUUCCAGCUCUGACGCUGAGCACUUGGAGCCGGAGACGAAACCUCCGCCUGCAUCUCCUCCUAAACAGCAGCAGCAACAGCAGCCGGCCAAUACUCCAAGUUGGAGUCUAAAGUCGUUUCUGCCAAUCAAUCCACCCAGCAGUAUAUUUGAGGGCGCUACUAGAGGUUCGGACGUCUCUCAAUCAGGCCUCGAUCAAAUCUCCUCGGAUCGCAGAGAUACUCUGGGCGACUCUCUUCGUCGUCCGGAUGAUGAUGACGACGAUUUCUUUGGCAGUUCAGCUGGCCUUAGAUUUGACAGUCCCAAUCCUGCGUCUGAACUGGACGAUGGCCUCUUCAAAGGGGACAAGAGCGCGGCAACAUCGUCCAUCGCUAAAGCGACUUCAGAUAGUGACUCCGAGCAGCCGGACCUCAAUUCUGCCUUGUCGAAAAUGAUCGUGCCCGAACCACUGCUGUCGGAAAUGUCCGACUCGGAGGAUCACGUCACUCCCAGGCCUAACUUGCCUUCGUCUGCUUCCAAAGCCUCCGCCAAUCGAAGAGUGAAACAGCCUCAAAAUUCUGCCAAAGUGAACUUGAAUCGGUUAUCUGAAUCGGAGAGUAGUAGCAGUGAAGAUGAGCGCCCGGUGCCGGAAGUACGGCCACGACAGCCAGUAGUGGUAGCCGCUCCGCCACCAGCACCACCACCAGCUCCAGCAGCGCCAACAGAGGCUAUUCCCAAACGGAGAGGUCCUGGCCGCCCUCCUAAGAAGCAAGUCAACUCAUCCGCACCUCCUUCUGGUAAAGAAGUUUCCAAACGGCCAGGCCGACCACCAAAGAAACAAGCGAGUAGCAUGCAGGCACCGAUAUCACGUGAAAUUCUCGACACGACAACAUCUUCGGUGAGCAGUUCGUCAUCGCCAUCCAACAGUGAAGUGGAUGUAGAGAACACGCCAUCACCUCUGAAGGCAAGGAAGCCCAGCCUUUCUGUGACGGUCACGCCACCGACAACUCCGCGCAAAACCAAUACCCACUCUCAAAGUCCAUCUAAAUUGGCCGCCGUUGUCAAGAUGCCGACUCCACCGGAAACCGUAACCAGCCGAGUCCUUUUUCCAUCUCGCAGCCGAAGCCGGAGUAGCAGCAGCUCUAGCAGCAGUCGAAGCAGCAGUUCCAGCAGCUCUAGCAGCAGUUCGAGCAGCAGCAGCAGCAGUAGCGGGCGGUCAAUACCUAGUGGAGGUGGCAAGGGCCAACCCAGAGGACCGAGAGAGGAAGAAUUGCAAAAGGAUUUCAGUCCACCCAAACUGGACAUGGACUCGAAGCCCAGCUCUGAUCGCAAGUGUGCUUUAUUUAUGAAAAUCUAUCGUCCCGGAGCUAAAGGAAGGCAGGAUCGUGCAGUCGCUCCCGAGGCAGCGACAACUCCCAGUAGUAACAGCAGCAGAGGCGUCAAAGGUAAACAGGAGCCCAAGAAAGUUGCUAGCGAGGUGGUGACAGCCAGCCCGAAAGCGGUUGCGGCACCUCCUCCACCACCACCUGCUAAAGUUGGCCCAUCCGUCCCAUACGUCAACGGCCGGCCUAGUUUGAUCUGCCAAGUACCUCUAUGCAAAUUGGCUAAUAAUGCUGUUCCUGCUCCUGCUGCUCCUAUCCCUGCGGCUCGUCCUACUACGCAGGAGAAGAAUGCGGAGCGACCUGUGGAGACCAAAACCCGAACGCCAGUGCCUAUUAAACGUGAGGCGGAAUUGUCGGCGUCGAAAUCUUCCAAACGUCGAUCAAGCAUCAGUUCAACUUCGUCCGUCUCAGUCGUGCCGCCGGUGGAAACGCCGUCACAUCGUAAGGAGAGCAAACGGAAACGGAAGAACGAGGUGGAGGAAUCAAUCGAGACCCAAACGGGCAAGGCUCAAAAGAAGAAGAGUAGGCGGAAAAUCGACGUUGAAGUAAAGGAGGAGGACGAGGCUGGCCCUCUCGCUCCGGUCGUUCCUACACCCACACACAUUCCGUCCGUUGAUGUCAAGUCUUGUCUGUCUCCUUACGAUCCGAGAAAUGCAUCACCAGCUCCUCCGCCCAUGAUGCGCAGCCAACAACAAACGCAGCCGGGAACCAGCAUUGUGUAUUUCAGUUAUUUUGAGGAACCACCAGCACAUCAAUUGGAACACGAAGAUCGUGAUCAUAAUCAUUUCUUAAGCGAAGCUAAAGCUCUCAAGCACGCGGCUGACAAGCAGCAAACGGACCGGACCCUCCAAGCAGUACAAUAUUUAGAAGCAGUGUUGUUUUUUAUCCUGACGGGCAAUGCCAUGGAGCACGACCGGAUGACGGAGAAAGCAGCUUUUACCAUGUACAAGGACACGCUCAAUCUGAUCCGCUAUAUCUCGUCCAAAUUUCGGCAUCAACCACAAGCCGGCACCCAGUCGGCCAAUAUUGACGCCAAGCUCCAAAUCUUGUCGCUUCGCUGUCAAGCGUUGCUCUACCUCAAACUAUUCAAAAUGCGGCGUCACGAGGUCAAAGAGUUUUCCAAGGUGCUGGGAGACUAUCACGCCAAGGCUACUACAGUUGCGGUGACUUCUCCCGCCAUGGGUGGAGCGUCUGGCAGUGGCAUCGCUUUGGAUAUGCACGGCCAGGCCAGUGUCGGCGGAGGUGUUAUGUACAGGACGACGGGAACACCGUCGCCACUUUCACCGACACCCUCACCGGCUGGGUCAGUUGGCUCAGUGGGGAGCCAGUCGUCGGGUUACAGUAGUGGCGAAUUAGCACCUGGUCAACCCAACGGGCAGAUUGGUCAGCAGCAGCAACAAAGACCCCAACAACUAGCCAACAGUCAACCGCUAGCCAUGUCGACGCCCAAUCACCUGAAUGCUGGCCCGUGUGUCUCGGUACCACUGGGCGUGCACAGUGUCAUGCAAAAGCAGAAUCAGUACUUUAGCUACCUGUGCACCUGCCACGAACUGUGGGAGCAGGGUGACAGUCUAGUACAAAGAGCGCAAGCUCAAGAUUUUUUUAUCCAACUGGAUCGGCAAUGCGGGCCGCUCACAUUUCACAGUUCCUUACGCGACGUUGUCCGCUACGUCCGGGCUGGUGUUCAACGACUGCGUGACGCCUACAUUCAGCCGGGUCGGUAGCCAGCCAACAAAAGUGAAAAAAACAAAAAAGAAAGAAGAAGAAAACAAGGCUCGUCGUCGAAACAGAAAAAGGUCGAUCACGCAAUCAUUUGAAUUUCCUCGAUAUCUUCGCAAGAUAUACACACACAAAGGAAAUGUAGACUUAGUUUGCCUUCUUACCGGGUAUUUAUUGUCGGAAGCAUAUUUUUUUUUUCGUUUGCAAUACCAAAAAACAACUAGAAGUGAAUGGCCAUCUCGUCGGAUGGGCACAGGGAGUUGUUUCCCUUUCUCUCUGAUCGCGUACGAAAAAACAAAAAAGAAAACAAAAUAGAAAACUUGCCAAAGUGCCUCUUAUUUUGAGACGAGAGAGAAGACGAGAGAGGGAAACAAAGUGUCUAUACAACAGCUUAAUCAAGUUAUAACAAAACACUUAUCCGAUCUCGUUCACGUGACCACCACACAGUCCUUAUCUUUCUCCUCUCUCUUUGCUAUACUCGUUGUCGGGAGACACGUAAACGAACCCAAGUGCAAAACCGUUGAAUUAAAAAAAACAAAACAAAACUCGCGGACUGAGCAGGUCGCGCGUUAUCCUCUUUUUCAUUUUAAUUUAUUUAUUUUUUUUUCUUUCUGUUUUUUUUUUUCCUGUUUUGUUCUCCUUUCUUUUGGUCACGUGACGGGCCGGUUCCCUUUCGUCUAUGCGGUAUUUUUGUUGGAAAUUUUCGUGUGUGUUUUUUUUGCGAUGGCAGAUGUAGUAGUGGAGAGGGAGAAGAUUUUUUCACGAAAAAUUAAGGUUGUGCCUUUUUCAUCGCCGCUGGAUCGAAGCACGAGUUCGAACAGAAGAGCUUAUUUGUGUGUCUUUGGCAUUCGAGAGCAACGAUCACGCGUGAAGGCCCAGUAGCGUUGAGAGAUAUCCUCUUUAAAGAAACACACACACACACGAAAUGAAAUUAAUUACCAAGUUGUGAGAUAUGAGUAAAAAGUUCAUUUUUUUUUGCCAUUUCGCCCGGUUCACAGUGAAGCGUUUAAAAAUUCUGUGGCCUCUUAGAGUAAAUAUGUAAACUUAAAAAAAAUCAUUGCAUUGGGAAGAAAAAUCAUCUGCUUGUGUCAAAAUAUCCCUGUAAAUUGCGCGUGAAACGACACGCCUUCAUCCAUUUGGUUUUUUCCCCCCCACCCAAGUCCUCCUCGACUCAAAUCUCUCUUUGUCGUCAUCUCAGUUUUGUUUUCGAUUUUAUAUCCACACGGGGCUUAUACACACACAUACAGACACAAAAAAACAACUCUCUUUAAUCCUCUGUUUCGUUAAUACGAUCCCUCCAUUAUAUCCCGGGCUUGAAAGAAAAGAAACAUACACACAAAAAACUACCCCCCCAACGUCAUAAUUUUGAACGAAGGAGAAAAAAUGAAAGCAAAAAAACAAAAAAAAAAUGAUCUUUGUUGAAUUCGCAGAUUAUACACAUACACACAUACACGAACGCAUUAUAUAUGAUACAUAUGGCGAUGAAAAAAGGGACAAACGGAAACAAGUAAUAUUUUCUACGCACCCGCCCCUAUAUAAUAUGCAUUAUAUCAUAGAAACUAAACGAAGAUAUAAGUUACCAUUGACGCGUGUGAAAUAAUAGUGGCAUUUUCUUUUUCUGUUCGUUUAUUACAUCUAUUAAAUCAAGUAACUUGGAACUGAGAGCCAAGAGGGAAAAAAAACAAAAAAAAAAUUCUGGUUGAGAUUCAAUGAAUGAAUAAGAGAGUACAAUGCUUUCAUGUGUGUGUGCAUUGUGGUGGUGGCCUUUGGCCCCCGCCCGCUAUAUAUUCUCCUGCCUACUUUGAAGUACCCUCUUCCCUGAAUUUUUGCCCCCCGCCCCUUUAUACUUCUGUGUACUCAUUAUACGAUUGGACACUAAUAGAAACAUGUGCUCGUUA
Daphnia pulicaria is the source of this 7279-nucleotide messenger RNA. RefSeq names its product AF4/FMR2 family member 3-like. The coding region runs from base 1151 to 5386 and encodes 1411 amino acids. Gene Ontology annotation, biological process: regulation of gene expression. Gene Ontology annotation, cellular component: nucleus; super elongation complex. The record is from RefSeq and is a predicted model, not a curated record. NCBI's taxonomy places the organism in Eukaryota, Metazoa, Arthropoda, Branchiopoda, Diplostraca, Daphniidae. The transcript is spliced from 7 exons.